Messenger RNA from Symbiodinium sp. CCMP2592, 447 nucleotides. Lineage: Eukaryota; Dinophyceae; Suessiales; Symbiodiniaceae. The record is from the annotation of a GenBank genome assembly.
AUGGAUGUUGAGUCCGGCGUUCGAGUACUGGCAGAGCGGCCUGCCGACGACUUCGAACCCACCGAUGAGGAAGUGAAAAACUACGCAGAGUGGCUAGGGUUGGAUCCCAAGGAAGACACGGACUUGAUGUACCUGGCCAAGGAGGGAUUGAAGGCCCCUCUGAAAGAUGGCUGGAAGCCGUGCACCAACUCAGACAACGAGAUUUUCUACUUCAACUUCAUGACAGGUCAGACCUCUUGGACUCAUCCAGCUGAUGAGGCUUACAGGAGCAUGGUUCAGGAAAAGAAGCGGGCGCGAGGACAAGCAGUGGGCGUGCCCGUUGUGCACGCUCCUUACAGUGGAGUCGGUCACAUUCCCAUAGAGGGGCAGGCUGCGGGCUUUUGUGGUCUGGCUCGGCGGAUAUUGUUUUGCUGCCGUCGGAGAGACGCACAUCCUCAUACCCAGUGA